CUUUGCGCGCAGUCAUUUCCUCGACUUGGAGAGACGCGCACACGGUGGCCUGACACGGUUCGCUGUGGCGCACAGGAGCUGCGGCUGGAUGUCGGAGGAUCAGAAGGAAACGGCGCAAUAAUCCCUAAAUGUGAUGAGAAUAUAGACUUAAAAAAACAAAAACAAAAGAAAAGAAAACUCCAGGAUAAACUGACGCACAAGAGGGAGAGAAGAUUCUUCAACCUGCUUUGCUGGGGAUUUGGAAUUAAUAUCUUAUUUCUAUCCAAAAGCCGUUUAAGUUAAAGAUGUUGCAGCAUUGCUCCCUCCUGCUGUUGCUAUGCGUGACACGGCUGCUCUGCCCCUCCGCCGCCUUGCCCUUCGAGCAGAAAGGCUUCUGGGACUUCGCCAUGGACAGUAUGGACAGUAUGGACAGCGGCGGCAUGAUGACGAUGAUGAGGGAUGAGGAAGAAGGCUCGGCCAUCGAGGAGAUCCUCCCCCCUGACAUACCCAUGUGUCCCUUCGGAUGCCUCUGCCGGCUCAGGGUCGUCCAGUGCUCUGACCUCGGUUUGACUGAAGUGCCCAAAAACGUUCCUCCAGACACCAAGUUCCUGGACCUGCAGAACAACCGUAUCACCGAGCUUAAAGAGAAUGACUUCAAAGGCCUUUCUAACUUAUAUGGUCUGUCUCUGAGGAAUAACCAUAUUUCCAAAGUCCACCCCAGAACUUUUAUCCCUUUGAAGCACAUGCAGAAACUCUACUUCUCCAAGAAUCUGCUGACCACUAUCCCCAAAAACUUGCCUGCGUCUCUGGUUGAGCUGAGGAUCCACGAGAACCGCAUCAAGAAGGUGGCAGCUGGAGCCUUUUCAGGGCUGGGCAACAUGAACUGCAUAGAAAUGGGAGCAAACCCCAUCCAGAACAGCGGUUUUGAGCCUGGAGCGUUUAAGGGACUGAAACUGAAUUAUCUGCGUAUAUCAGAGGCCAAACUAACUGGAGUGCCAAAAGAUCUCCCAGAGAGUCUCAGCGAGCUUCAUCUGGACCACAAUCAGAUCCAGGCGGUGGAACUGGAGGACCUGAGCCGCUACAAAAACCUCCACAGGUUGGGCCUCGGCUUUAACCACAUCCGUAACAUAGAGAAUGGCAGUCUGUCCUACCUGCCCAGGCUGAGAGAGCUGCAUCUGAACAACAACCGCCUCACUCGUGUUCCCGGAGGCCUCCCAGAUAUGAAAUACCUACAGGUGAUUUACCUCCAUUCCAACAGUAUCAGCCAGGUUGGCAUGAAUGACUUCUGCCCCCGAGGAUUUGGGAUGAAGAGGACUUUCUAUAAUGGCAUCAGCCUGUUUGCUAAUCCUGUCAACUACUGGGAGGUGCAGCCGGCGACGUUCCGCUGCGUCAGCGACCGGCUCGCUAUUCAGUUUGGCAACUACAAAAAGUAAAAGAAAAAUGAAGAUGCUGGGAGAUGGAAAGAGUGAGGGGAAGGUGGUGGAGGAAAGAGGGAGGAGCAGAUAAUUUAAACAAUGAUGCAAACUUGAGAGAUGGAGUGAAGGGAGUUCAUAUUUGAGAUGAUUAAUUUUAUUAUUAAUAUCAUUUUUGUAAAGAGGAGUAGGAGCGAUGGAGAAGAUGGGCAAUAAACUGAUGAAAUAGAAAGCAAAAGUGAAAAAUACAAUCCCAUAACUUGAAGGGAGUGGGAAGCAAAAUGCUUGCGGCACUGCAUCUGAGUUUUGUUUUUUUUCCCGCAUUUUUGAAUUUGAGGUUUUCAAAGUUUUGCCAUUUGGAACAGAUGAAAAAGAGGAGAACGUGUGAGAAGAAUGUUUUUUUUUUUCACCCCCAAGCCUACAUCGAUGACAAAUGAGUGCUGAAAAAUUGUAAAACAUUUCAUUCCGUAUUUUUUGACAAUAGUUCCUUUUGUGAUAGAGAUUCUUCUUCUGUUAACAUUUUUGCUGAGAUUAUGAGUAAAAAAUAGAAAAGCAGUGCAUUAUAGAUUUCUAUAUGUAUACAUAUAUGUGUAUAAGGUGCUCUAUUUGACUUUCUGUGUGUGUUGAUUUGGUUAAUACAUCACAUUAUCCCCGUUUCCCCAAUCUGAAGCCAUGUGGAUCUUAACUUUGUGAAUAAUUAUACUAUACUGUAAUAUGAAACAAGUAGUCACAAAUUUGGGGCUAUUUUCCACCACCAGACACAAAAAAAUGCACCAAAAAGAACCUUAAUUGAUCAAAAGGGCAAAAAAGUGCCUUUAAAAUGGCCCGUAUCCGAGCUAAAUAUAUUUUCUUAUUGAUUUUAUUCAACUGAACCACGAGCCUGCCUAUGUAAGGAGUCUUUUCUGUGCCUUUACUAAAUAUUAUGCUAUCUGAGCGAUACCUUAGUACAGUAUUCCUUAAGGGGACAUUGAGGUAGUUGAGGUGAGCCCCAGGUAGAGAAAACACACAUCCGCUUUGCUUUGAGAAAAUGAAGGCAGUGUGCUCACAUAUUGCUACGAACAAUAGUAGUGUUGAUGCAUUGUUUUGCACAGUUUUUUUUCUUCUGUUAUGCUUUAUCUGCUUCAGGGUUACUGGGGGGUUAACCUGUUUACAUUGGUAGACCACAUGCACCUAGUUUAGCCACAAGUAUUACGUCCUGUCUCUGUCCUGUAAUCUGACAUCCUACUGCUGCAUGUGAAUAAAGACUUUUUUUUUUUAGCCUGCUGCAUUAAACUAGAGAACAACUGA
Messenger RNA from Acanthochromis polyacanthus (spiny chromis), 2678 nucleotides. RefSeq names its product biglycan b (gene bgnb). Bases 285 to 1412 code for a protein of 375 amino acids. The transcript has 8 exons. Lineage: Eukaryota; Metazoa; Chordata; Actinopteri; Pomacentridae. Gene Ontology annotation, molecular function: protein binding. The record is from RefSeq and is a predicted model, not a curated record.